This is a messenger RNA of Thamnophis elegans (Western terrestrial garter snake), 2326 nucleotides long. RefSeq names its product EYA transcriptional coactivator and phosphatase 4 (gene EYA4). Gene Ontology annotation, biological process: multicellular organism development; cell differentiation; negative regulation of extrinsic apoptotic signaling pathway in absence of ligand. The record is from RefSeq and is a predicted model, not a curated record. Gene Ontology annotation, cellular component: nucleus. Gene Ontology annotation, molecular function: protein tyrosine phosphatase activity. Lineage: Eukaryota; Metazoa; Chordata; Lepidosauria; Squamata; Natricidae.
UCCAGUUACUUCUCAGUUGCUUCUCUUUGUGGAAGAAAAGUGAGUAACCUCCAUGGAAGAUACUCAGGAUUUAAAUGAACAGUCAGUGAAAAAAACGUGCCCAGAUUUAGAUGUUUCAGAAUCUCAGAAUUCCAGAUCUAUGGAAAUGCAGGAUCUAGCGAGUCCUCAUAAUCUUGUGGGAAGCAGUGAAGCACCAGGUAGUUCUAAACUGGAGAAAUCUAAUCUUAGCAACACAUCUGUUACAACAAAUGGAACAGGCGUGUCUCUCCUUGCAGUCAAAACAGAGCCUAUGAACAGUAAUGACUCAACAACAACAACAAGUGGAGAUGGAUCUCUUGACAAUUUUACUGGGUCAGUGAUAACAAGUAGUGGCUACAGUCCAAGAUCAUCACAUCAAUACUCACCGCAGCUAUAUCCCUCCAAGCCCUAUCCACAUAUUCUUUCUACGCCAGCAGCUCAAACAAUGUCUGCCUAUGCCAGUCAGACCCAGUAUUCAGGAAUGCAGCAACCAGCAGUGUAUACAGCCUACUCACAGACUGGGCAACCUUACAGCUUACCUGCUUACGAUUUGGGUGUAAUGUUGCCGGGCAUCAAGACAGAAAGCGGACUUUCACAAACACAAUCACCAUGCAGACUAUGCCUUAGUUACAGCCCAGGGUUCUCCACACCACAGCCAGGCCAAGCUCCAUAUUCAUACCAAAUGCCAGGUUCUAGUUUUACACCAUCCUCCACUAUUUAUGCAAACAAUUCAGUAUCAAAUUCUACAAACUUCAAUAGUUCACAACAGGAUUAUCCAUCAUAUGCAGCUUUCAGCCAAAAUCAAUAUCCACAGUAUUAUUCAGCAUCAACAUAUGGAACAUAUAUGACAUCAAAUAACACCACAGAUGGUACCUCUUCAUCCUCAUCAACAUACCAGCUUCAAGAAUCUCUUCCAGGUCUUACUACCCAACCAGGAGAGUUUGAUGCUGUGCAGAGCCCUUCAACUCCAAUCAAAGAUCUUGAUGAAAGAACGUGUAGGAGUUCUGGGUCAAAAUCAAGGGGCAGAGGGAGAAAAAAUAACCCAUCUCCUCCUCCUGAUAGUGACUUGGAGCGUAUAUUUGUUUGGGAUUUGGAUGAAACUAUCAUUGUCUUCCAUUCGCUUCUUACAGGAUCUUAUGCACAGAAAUAUGGAAAGGAUCCACCUGUAGCAGUGACUCUUGGACUUCGCAUGGAAGAAAUGAUUUUUAAUCUUGCUGAUACUCAUUUAUUUUUCAAUGAUUUAGAGGAAUGUGAUCAAGUACAUAUAGAUGAUGUAUCAUCAGAUGACAAUGGACAAGAUCUAAGUACCUACAGUUUUGCAACUGAUGGCUUCCAUGCAGCUGCAAGUAGUGCAAACCUUUGUCUGCCAACAGGUGUAAGAGGAGGAGUUGACUGGAUGAGGAAGCUGGCAUUCCGUUACAGAAGAGUCAAAGAAUUAUAUAAUACUUAUAAAAACAAUGUAGGAGGACUUCUUGGCCCUGCAAAAAGAGAUGCAUGGCUACAGUUAAGAGCAGAGAUUGAAGCUCUCACUGACUCCUGGCUGACCAAUGCACUUAAAUCAUUAUCAAUUAUUAGUACAAGGAGUAACUGUGUAAAUGUCUUGGUAACAACAACUCAACUUGUACCGGCUCUAGCAAAAGUGCUUCUGUAUAGUUUAGGAGGUGUUUUUCCUAUUGAAAAUAUUUACAGUGCAACUAAAAUAGGAAAAGAAAGUUGCUUUGAACGAAUAAUGCAAAGGUUUGGCAGAAAAGUAGUAUAUGUUGUAAUUGGGGAUGGUGUAGAAGAAGAACAGGCAGCCAAAAAGCAUAACAUGCCUUUCUGGAGAAUAUCUAGCCACUCCGACCUCCUGGCUCUACACCAAGCAUUGGAAUUAGAGUAUUUGUAACUGUUCUUUUUUUAUACAUAUUUCAAAGUACAUUGAUUAUUUUUUUUACUUUGGAUAUGGUGACUCUGGCUUUCCACAUAUUAUCGUCUUAAAAAGAAAGCAAUACAUGGAUUCCAUUGCAAAGAAUUCAGAUCACUGAAUGGAGACACACGUUUUAAUACGACAUAAGGAUUCUCUACAUGGUCUUAUAUAUUCAACAUUUUGAUGAUUAAAGAACUAGAAAAAUGGUUGCUGGUACACACCAAAUGAGUCCUAGCCAGAGUGAACAAGGUUUGCAAUAGACAAGAAGAAGAAUGAAUGCAUUUUGUGAAUGACAAGGGUGGUAUUCAACAACAUUCCUCACAAUGGGAUAUAUUCUCAGCACGGAGGUUUGAAUCGAACUUUAGGCUACCUACCUGACCCAGAGAAUUGGGAUGCACUUGG